Molecule: messenger RNA, 2458 nt
Organism: Lagopus muta (rock ptarmigan)
Lineage: Eukaryota; Metazoa; Chordata; Aves; Galliformes; Phasianidae
Gene: PPP3CB
Product: protein phosphatase 3 catalytic subunit beta
Exons: 14
Coding region: 108-1670 (520 amino acids)
Biological process (GO): calcineurin-mediated signaling
Cellular component (GO): cytoplasm; calcineurin complex
Molecular function (GO): calmodulin-dependent protein phosphatase activity; calmodulin binding
Source: RefSeq, a predicted model, not a curated record
CUCGCCCGCCGCCCCGCGCCCCUCUCCCGCCAGCCCGCGGGCGGAGGAGGCGGACGAAGGCGCCGCCGCGCCCAGCAGCCGCCGCCGGAGCCCGGCGGCGCUCAGCGAUGUCCGCCAAGGAGGGGAGCAAGGUGCUGCUGCUGCCGCCCCACGCCACCAGCGAGCGCGCCGUCAAGGCUGUCCCUUUUCCACCAACGCAUCGUUUGACAUCUGAAGAAGUGUUUGACACAGAUGGAAAACCCAGGGUUGACAUUUUGAAGAACCACUUGAUAAAGGAAGGUCGAGUGGAUGAAGAAAUUGCACUUAGAAUCAUCAAUGAGGGUGCUGCAAUAUUACGGAGAGAAAAAACUAUGAUAGAAGUUGAAGCACCAAUUACAGUGUGUGGUGAUAUACAUGGCCAGUUCUUUGAUCUAAUGAAGCUGUUUGAAGUGGGAGGAUCACCUGCUAACACAAGAUACCUCUUCCUCGGUGACUAUGUAGACAGAGGUUAUUUUAGUAUAGAGUGUGUGCUGUAUUUAUGGGUCCUGAAAAUUCUCUAUCCAAGCACGUUAUUUCUUUUGAGAGGCAACCAUGAAUGCAGACACCUAACAGAGUAUUUUACCUUUAAACAAGAAUGUAAAAUAAAAUACUCUGAAAGAGUCUAUGAUGCUUGCAUGGAAGCUUUUGAUUGCCUCCCUCUUGCUGCUCUCUUAAAUCAACAGUUUCUUUGUGUUCAUGGUGGACUUUCACCAGAAAUUAAUACACUAGAUGACAUUAGGAGAUUAGAUAGAUUCAAAGAACCUCCAGCAUUUGGACCAAUGUGUGACUUACUGUGGUCAGAUCCUUCAGAAGAUUUUGGAAAUGAAAGUUCACCAGAGCACUUCAGUCACAAUACAGUCAGAGGAUGCUCAUACUUUUAUAGCUAUCCAGCAGUUUGUGAAUUUUUGCAAAAUAAUAAUUUGUUGUCAAUCAUUAGAGCACACGAAGCACAAGAUGCAGGUUAUAGAAUGUACAGGAAAAGUCAAACUACAGGGUUUCCAUCAUUAAUAACAAUUUUUUCAGCACCUAAUUACCUGGAUGUCUACAAUAAUAAAGCUGCUGUUUUAAAAUAUGAAAACAAUGUGAUGAAUAUUCGUCAAUUCAAUUGUUCUCCUCAUCCUUACUGGCUACCAAAUUUUAUGGAUGUUUUUACAUGGUCCUUGCCAUUUGUUGGAGAAAAAGUAACAGAAAUGUUGGUGAAUGUUUUGAGCAUUUGUUCUGAUGAUGAACUGAUGACAGAGGGAGAAGAUCAAUUUGACGUAGGUACAGCGGCUGCACGGAAAGAAAUAAUCAGGAACAAAAUUCGUGCAAUUGGCAAGAUGGCAAGAGUCUUCUCUGUUCUCAGGGAGGAGAGUGAAAGUGUGCUGACACUCAAGGGUUUGACUCCCACUGGAAUGUUACCUAGUGGAGUGUUGGCUGGAGGACGACAGACCCUGCAAAGUGCCACUGUAGAGGCAAUUGAGGCUGAAAAAGCAAUACGAGGAUUCUCUCCGCAACAUAAAAUCUGCAGUUUUGAAGAAGCAAAAGGUUUGGAUAGGAUCAAUGAGAGAAUGCCACCAAGAAAAGAUGCUCUUCAGCAAGAUGGUAUUAAUACUAUAAACACAACAAAUGCCAAUGGAAACAAUGGAACUGGCAACAACAAUGCACAGUGACCACGUCAACUUCUGGUUUACUCACUUAUGUCUUGCCUGAGAAUUCCUAGAUUACUGCUUUUUGAUGUGACAACAGACGAAAUAGCCAGGGGGGUCAGCGAGGUGACUGCUUAUCAGGAGGUGGAGCACCAUCUGCCUGACCCUGCUGAAGAACAGCAUCGUGCUUUGAGACAACAGCCCCUCUCUUCACGUGGUGACCGACCUCCUGGGAGCAUCCUUUGUGUAUUCAGGCUGCUGCGUCUGCAGAAGAGCUGGGAGGAAGGCAGCGGGCUGUUAUCACUAAAGCACCCCUAGACUAGCGUCUUAUGCUUGUUGUUGUCAACACUUUACGUUUACAAAUGGGAUUUUUCUUUCAGUAGAGGUAGCUUGUUUGUUUGUUUGUUUGUUUUUUAAAUCAGACUUUCAGAUACGACCCUAAGAGCUAACUAUUUAUUAAUGGACAUCGGUUUCAUGAAUUGUCUUUAAAACAAUAGAUUAGAAUGGUCUUAAAAUUUCUGAGGCUGCAAAAAAAAACAACUGUAUUUUAAAUAGAAAAAAAUGCCAAAAAAAAUCUCAGUUGGUCAUUCUGUAAAAAGCUGACCUCAGGUUUACUCCUUAGAUGUUGCUGAUUCUAUAUUGUAUUCACUGUAUUUUUUAGUUACAGCUUAUUGGAAGAUUUCUAUGUAGGAAUGUUUAUUACUUGAACACAGAUUUUAAAAAAUAUUUAAUUUAGAAACAUUUUUGCCCAGCUUUUUCAAGACUCUCCCCCACCUUGAACUUUAAAAAAAAAGAAAAAAAAAAUUAUAUAU